Vicia villosa (hairy vetch) is the source of this 489-nucleotide messenger RNA. RefSeq lists its product as uncharacterized. Bases 1 to 489 code for a protein of 162 amino acids. The transcript has a single exon. The record is from RefSeq and is a predicted model, not a curated record. Lineage: Eukaryota; Viridiplantae; Streptophyta; Magnoliopsida; Fabales; Fabaceae.
AUGGAUAUAUUUCGUCAAUUGCAAAUCAAUAUUUCAUUUUCCAAAGCUUUGGAGCAAAUGCCUAAAUGUGCGAAGUUCAUGAAUGACAUCCUCACAAAGAAGAAAAGAUAUACGGAUCAAGAAACCAUCAUCCUUGACGCAAAUUGUAGUGCAAUCAUUCAACAGACUUUACCACAGAAAGAAAGUGAUCCGGUAAGAGUUACUUUGCUAGUUACAAUUGGUGAUGUUCAUGUUGGGAAAGGUUUGGUGUAUUUGGGUUCUAGCAUAAAUUUGAUUCCUUUAUCCAUGGUGAAAAGAUUGGGAAUUCUUGACAUGAAAGCAACAAAAAUGACAUUGCAAUUGGCCGACAAGUCUACAACCCAUUCUCAUGGAGUUGCAGAAUAUUUUAUUGUAAAAGUGGAUAAAUUCUUGUUUCCGGUUGACUUUGUUGUUAUUGACAUGGAGGAAGAUAUUGAUACCCCAUUGAUCCUUGUAAGACCUUUUAUGUAG